Molecule: messenger RNA, 3212 nt
Organism: Abrus precatorius (Indian licorice)
Lineage: Eukaryota; Viridiplantae; Streptophyta; Magnoliopsida; Fabales; Fabaceae
Product: probable leucine-rich repeat receptor-like protein kinase IMK3
Exons: 2
Coding region: 693-3212 (839 amino acids)
Biological process (GO): protein phosphorylation
Molecular function (GO): protein binding; ATP binding; protein kinase activity
Source: RefSeq, a predicted model, not a curated record
AAACUGAGUAAAACAUUCGAGUUUUACUGCAAUGUCGAUUUUAAGUUUUCCAAAGAUGCAAGGACCAAAGACUCUCUAUUGAAUUCACUCGUCAAAAUAAGGAAAAUAUUUUAUAAAUACUUACAUCUUGAGUGAAAAAAAUAUACAAGGGAAAAAUAAUAUAUAUAACAUUUUUCUCGCAACUGAGACGAAACCAUGUCAAUAACUGUAGGGGUAAGUGACUGAUUUGGAGGCAUUUUGUAAUUUUGUGGUGUGGAAAUGAAUAAUGCAGGAAUGGGAUGGACCUACACUGUUGAGACGAAGAAGAAGAAGAAGUAGCCGUUGGGACAUUGGGGUGCGUACAGCAACAAAAAUAUUGAAGAGAACAAAAAACAGUGCAUAGUUGUGAGCAAAAACUAGCCGUUUGUCUUUGCAAGAAAACUAAGAAGCCUUUGUACCACCUGACAUUUUUCCUCUCUCUUCCCAACACAAAGAUUCCUCAACCCAUCACGUGCUCCUUCUCACUCUUCCCAUUCUUACUUAAUCUUCAUCACACUCUUGUUCCUCCUGUUUUAUUUUCACUCUCUUCUCUCUCUACACUACUCUUAUGGACAUUUACACUACUACUAGAGAGAAGAACACCCACCAAAGUCUUUUACUUUUUCUGUUUUAAGCCCACUUCUUGUUUCUUUCAUUGUUCAUCUUUUGUUGUAAUGGAGAACAAGUACCUGACUUCAAAAUGUGUUUUUUACCAUGGCCCAUGUCAUUAUUUUGGGUUGUUUUUCUGCUGCAUCUUGUGUUUGUGGUUUCUUCUGCUGCCAGUGUUGGGUGAAGAGCGCUGGGAUGGAGUGGUUGUGACACAGUCAAAUUUCUUGGCACUUCAAGCAUUCAAGCAAGAGUUGGUUGAUCCAAAAGGGUUAUUGAGAAGCUGGAAUGACAGUGGCUAUGGAGCUUGUUCUGGAGGUUGGGUUGGGAUCAAGUGUGCUCAAGGACAGGUUAUUGUAAUCCAGCUUCCAUGGAAGGGAUUGAAGGGGCACAUCACUGAGAGGAUUGGCCAACUUCAGGGGCUUAGAAAGCUUAGUCUUCAUGAUAACCAAAUUGGUGGUUCAAUCCCUUCAGCAUUGGGUCUUCUAAUCAAUCUAAGAGGGGUUCAACUCUUCAACAAUAGGUUCACAGGGUCCAUUCCUCCUUCAUUAGGUUCCUGUCCUUUGCUUCAGUCUUUAGACCUCAGUAACAAUUUGCUCACAGGGGUAAUCCCUUAUACCCUUGGCAAUGCCACUAAGCUUUAUUGGCUUAACUUGAGCUUUAACUCUCUCUCUGGUCCAAUACCUACCAGCCUAACUAGUUUAUCUUCUCUCACCUUCUUAUCCCUUCAACACAAUAAUCUCUCAGGCUCUAUUCCAAACUCAUGGGGUGGUAGCUUGAAGAACCGCUUCUUUCGGCUUCAAAAUCUAAUCCUAGAUCACAACUUCUUGACUGGAAGCAUUCCUUCUUCUUUGGGCAGCUUGAGCGAACUCAGAGAGAUUUCUCUUAGUCACAACCAAUUUAGUGGACCUAUACCAAAUGAAAUAGGAAGCCUUUCUAGGCUUAAGACAAUAGAUUUUUCUAAUAAUGCCUUAAAUGGAAGCUUGCCAACCACACUCUCCAAUGUAUCCUCACUCACUCUAAUGAAUGUAGAUAACAACCACCUUGGCAAUCAAAUCCCAGAAGCUUUAGGCACUUUGCGUAAUCUUUCUGUUCUAGUUUUGGGCAGUAACCAAUUUAGUGGCCACAUUCCUCAAAGUAUUGGAAACAGUACAAAGCUUACUCAGCUUGAUUUGUCACUGAAUAAUCUCAGUGGAGAAAUUCCAUCCUCCUUCAACAAUCUAAGUAGUCUAAACUUCUUCAAUGUUUCUCAUAAUAGCCUUUCUGGUCCAGUUCCAACUCUACUUGCCCAUAAAUUUAACUCAAGUUCAUUUCUAGGAAAUAUUCAACUAUGUGGAUACAGCCCUUCAACCCCGUGUCCCUCACCAGCUCCUUCUGAAGGAUCAGGAGGAAUCCAUGGUGUACCUUCUGAAACAUCAAAGCACCACCAUCAUAAGAAACUAGGCAUCAAAGACAUAAUCCUCAUAGUAGCAGGAGUGCUCCUUGUAGUUUUGGUAACACUUUGUUGCAUCCUACUCUUCUGCCUGAUCAGAAAAAGAGCAACAUCAAAUGUAGAGGGUGGCCAAGCCACAGGGAGAGGGGCUGCUGCUGCUGCUAGCAGGACCGAAAAAGGAGUUCCUCCUGUUGCAGGUGAAGGUGAAGCAGGUAGUGAAGCUGGUGGAAAACUAGUCCAUUUUGAUGGGCCAUUAGCUUUUACUGCUGAUGAUCUCUUGUGUGCAACAGCAGAGAUAAUGGGAAAGAGCACCUAUGGAACUGUUUACAAGGCCACAUUAGAGGAUGGAAGUCAAGCAGCAGUGAAACGAUUGAGGGAAAAGAUCACUAAAGGUCAGAGGGAAUUUGAAUCAGAAGUUAGUGUUCUUGGCAGAAUUCGACACCCAAAUCUUUUGGCAUUAAGAGCCUAUUACUUGGGACCCAAAGGAGAAAAACUUCUAGUUUUUGAUUACAUGCCCAAGGGAAGUCUUGCAUCUUUCCUACAUGCUCGUGGGCCUGAAACAGCAAUUGAUUGGCCAACAAGGAUGAAAAUAGCACAGGGCAUGGCUCGUGGCUUGUUUGACCUUCAUUCCCAUGAGAACAUAAUACAUGGGAACCUUACGUCCAGCAAUGUGUUGCUGGAUGAGAACACGAACGCUAAAAUAGCUGAUUUUGGUCUUUCUCGGUUGAUGACAACUGCUGCUAAUUCUAACGUGAUUGCUACUGCUGGAGCAUUGGGAUACCGAGCCCCUGAGCUUUCAAAGCUUAAGAAAGCCAACACAAAAACUGAUGUGUACAGUCUUGGUGUUAUCUUGUUAGAACUCCUAACGGGGAAGCCACCUGGUGAGGCUAUGAAUGGCGUUGAUUUACCUCAGUGGGUUGCCUCUAUCGUCAAAGAGGAGUGGACAAAUGAGGUUUUCGAUGUAGAGCUGAUGAGAGAUGCUUCAACAUAUGGUGACGAGUUGCUAAACACGUUGAAACUUGCUUUGCAUUGUGUUGAUCCCUCUCCAUCAGCACGACCAGAAGUUCAGCAGGUCCUCCAGCAGCUAGAAGAGAUUAGACCAGAAAUAUCAGCCAGUUCUGGUGACGAUGGAGCCAUCCCUUCGACCAGUGAAUAA